Molecule: messenger RNA, 1119 nt
Organism: Triticum turgidum subsp. durum (durum wheat)
Lineage: Eukaryota; Viridiplantae; Streptophyta; Magnoliopsida; Poales; Poaceae
Source: the annotation of a GenBank genome assembly
AUGUCAUUGCUUCUUCGCUUCAAUCAAUUGAGGAACAGCAUGUGGAGUAGUUGCCCUGCCAGGUUGCUUAUGCCACAUGCUGGAUUGUCACUUGGAAAGUUGCUUGAUCCAAAAAGCUAUGAGAGGCGCCUUUUCUCAACAAGUGUUCAAGACACGGCUAGUUUGCACAGUGCGAGCCUGGGUUCAUGUAUUUCCGGAAUUCAGCCAUUAAAGUUUCAGCAGACUUCUGAACAUGAGCCAUCUGUGCCUCUUCUUAUCUUUGAUAUUGAGACCACUGGUUAUUUCCAGAAGAUCACUGGUAAUGUCCAGAAGGGUAAUAGAAUCACUGAGUUUGCAGUCCGUGAUCUUUGUGGAGGAAAGAAUAGCACAUUUGAAACUCUCCUUAAUCCUGAGAGGGAUGUUCCUGAAUACCUUGCAACUGUCAAUAACAUUAACACUGAUUUGGUGUGCAGACCUGAUGUCCCGAGCUCCGAGACGUUUUUGUGCAAACGCGUUUUAGAAAAAUGGGUCUUGCGUGCGCCUGGGCAUGGCGCGGAGCUCCAUGGAGAGGAACGUCUUCUGGCGCCGGCACCGGUGCCUGACCUGCGACGUCAGGAGACGCGACAGAACGUCACAGCGGACGGCGGCGUUGGGUGGAGUGGCGACUAUGCUCUGUACGGCCAUGUUGUUGGUGACUUCGUAGUCCUGCCGACCUCCCCGACGGCGUUCAGUGAUGUACUUCCAUUACUACUGGCAUUUGCUCGAAGCCGCCAAACUCCUGGCAAACCAGUUAUAUGGGUUGCCCAUAAUGUAAAACGAUUUGAUGGCCCUUUCCUUGCCCAAGAGUUUGAUCGUUGUUCAGCUCAGAUCCCUGAAGAUUGGCUGUUUGUUGACACCUAUUGCUUGGCAAGGAAAUUGCCUAAGCUUCUGCCAUCAGAAGAUAAGAAACAUCUCCUAAACUUGGAGUCACUAUGCAAACGCUAUGAGAUCUCUGUGGAAGGCCCUUCUCAUAGAGCAAUGCAAGAUGUGAUGGCAUUAUGUCAUGUUUUUCAGAAAAUGAGUUUUGAUCUACAACUGACACAUGAAGGAUUAAUGAAUGAGGCCAUCAACGCUAGUUAUUUCAGCAAGUAUCUUAACUAA